CUGCCUGUCUGCCCGUGUGCUGGAUUGAGCCUGAUCACUUUUUGUGAACUGGUGGUGUUGAAGAAACUGAAUGAAUGGAACAGUUAGGAAGCUUGCGUUUCAUGCUCUCCGCUUGCCACAAGACACAAACAACACUGUGUCUCUGAAGCGACCUGGAAUCAUUGGAGCUGUGUGUCCUGAGGGACUCUGAGGACCUCUGAAGCAGAAAGGGCGCAAUGAUGGAUAACCGUUUUGCUACAGCGCUAGUAAUUGCUUGUGUUCUCAGCCUCAUCUCCACCAUCUAUAUGGCAGCUUCUAUUGGCACUGACUUUUGGUACGAAUACCACACCCUGUCCCCAGCUGAGAAUGUUAGUGAAGCUGGUAAGAGCAUCUGGGAGGAAUUUGUCAGCGAAGAGGCAGAUGAGAAGACCUACACAGAUGCGCUCUUCCGGUGCAACGGCACAGUGGGAUUGUGGCGGAGGUGUAUCACUGUACCCAAAAACUCUCACUGGUACAGCCCACCAGAAACUGAUAUGACUACAAACUGCAUCAGUUUUUCCCUCUCUGAUCAGUUUAUGGAAAAGUACAUAGAGCCUGGAAAUCACAAUAGUGGCACGGAUUUGAAUCGAACUUAUCUCUGGCGAUUGCAGUUUCUCCUGCCCUUUGUCAGCCUUGGCCUCAUGUGCUUUGGGGCUCUGAUUGGGCUGUGUGCUUGUGCUUGUCGCAGCCUUUACCCUGCCAUUGCUACCGGAGUCCUCCAUUUCCUAGCAGGGCUUUGUACGCUGGGCCUGGUUGGCUGCUAUGUAGCUGGGAUUGAGCUGCUCCAUAAGAAGCUGCCCCUGCCUGAUGAUGUGAGGGGUGAAUUUGGCUGGUCCUUCUGCCUAGCCUGUGUCUCGGCACCUUUGCAGUUUAUGGCAGCUGCUCUUUUCAUCUGGGCGGCUCGCACCAACAGAAAGGAAUUCACUCUCUUGAAAGCGUACCGUGUAGCAUAAGUGCUGCUACCAAAGUAUUGGGUUUCCAUGUCAUAACCUCUUCUCCCCCCAACCCCUACUACUUUUUUCUUUUAGUCAGAAUUUUACCUUGUACUGCAAGCUUCUUGCCAGUUGAGACAAUUUAGCCUGCAGGCCCUGAAGACAAAGACCUCUGGGCUAAAUGACGAAACUCUGCCAGAAGUCUGCAGAACUUGAACAAGUUUUUAAAUUGGUUUUUUUAAGAAUUAUUAUUUUUUAAGCUUCAUUUGGUUGUUGAAUAUCCCCUUAGUUAGGUGUACAUCCUCCUUCCUAAUUUUAUUACCCUGUCAGCCUGGAGGAAAUAGAACUGGUGUUGUCGGGUGGAAGAGAGAUAGGAAAAGAAAAGAUGCAGGUAGGCAAGAAUGGGAACCUCAGUGCACAAAUAAUAAAUAAAUAAUCAGGAGCUGCCUGCUGUGUGACCCAAGCAGGCAGUACCUACAGAAAGCACCCAAGAGACAUGGGGGAACUCAGAAACCUCUGUUAUGGAAAUACUGUAGCUAAAUCAGUCCUGUAGCUUUGCUUUGGGUCUCUUAUUCUCACUAGUUUUCUACUUUUUGUGGCUUCUGCCAAAACUGAUGCAGGCAGAGCAGCCGGCUGUGAGAGUGCCUGCACAGCACACCAUCCCGAAGUAAUGAGUUGGCCCACAUGGAGCUUUGCUGCUCUAGCUACGCUGGUUCCAGGACCCAGGCUAGUUUGGUAUCUGCACUACAUGUGAUUGUGCACUCUAAUCUUAACUUGCGGUGCUUUUGCUUGCUGUGAAAUAAGGCUUUCCUCUCUCUUGUGUUGAAAACGACCCUUCACAAGUUUUUUGUUUUUAAUUUGGUUUAGUGUAUGUGUGUAUAUGUACAUAUAUAAAUUUAACUUUUUUUAAAGCUCACCUAUUUAUCCUAUAUAGCACACAACAGGGUUUUUUUUAAAAGGUGCUGCUCUUUUCCCAUCUUGCCCCAAACCUAUUGUUUAAAUGAAAUAAUAAUUAAAAAAAAUAAGCUCAGAAAUUUUCAGCGUUGCAUGAAUCUGAUGGGAAGGUGAGAGAAUGGUCUGAAGUGAAUUUUACUUGGGGAACGAAAAGCCAAUGUCUAGAUAAUUCUCUGUUUUCAGGGAAAUGUCACCAGAAACAAAGAUGUUUGGUUAGAUUUUUUUUAAUUAAAUUCUUGGGCUCCUGCUAACUUUAAAUUUUCUCCUGUUCAUCGUUGGGGGGCGCAACACGCCAUAAUUUCUAACUAGUUCACAGCUUCUGCACAUAUUUCUUCUAAAUCACUGCAACUCUAGCCAGACUGGGCGGCAUGUCUUAUCUAGAAAACAAAGUUCCAAGUCUAAAUUGUUUAAUUCUGAGGCGUUAACUCCCCUUGUUUCCUUACUGCAUGCUUAAUAGAAGAAAUAGGUCUUAGAAGAAAUAAACGCUGACAAAAUUACUAAGUCUGUGAUGGCAAGGAUUCUGUGAGAUACUAUUGAUGAGAAUGACACAGAAAUAGGCAUUUUUAUCUCAUGGCUGUUUUUUUUAUUUUGUUUUGUGCUUUUUUUUUUCAGUAGGUCCUUCUACCCAGGCUGUCUUUGCUGGGUCAGCAAACAGCCUUAGUCACUAGUUCCCUGAAGAUCAGGGAUAUCUGCUAGUAUUGUUUCUUUUUUUUAUCAUGUGUGUGAUAGGGAUCUACCUACUUCUCCUUUUAUUAUCAUCAUUGGAGUCUUUGCAAAGUGAAACAAGGAUCAUGAUGAAAACCAGGAUCAUGGAAAAAGCAGCAGUAGACUGUUCAAGAUAAUCCUCUUUCUUUUGCUGUUGAGUGAUUUUUCACCUUCCCUCCUAAAACAGCUUCUUUCCCGCUCUACAAUGUCUGGGCCAAUUCUAACCCAGUGAGAGGGGAUGUGGUACUUUUGUACAGUAUCUGAGAGUAAAUGAAAAUCCAUGCUGCUGAUGUGUACUGAUAUGGUGCUUUUUCAGUCAUUAGUUAUCUCUGACUUAGGUAAAUAAGGCCUAACUGCUCAGCUUGUCUCGUUCCUCAUUUGUCAGAAAUACUAGGGCAUGCAAGCCUCAGCUCAGGUCAAAAGGGCUGGAAGGUGCUAUUCUGCACUUUGAGAGGAAACACUGCUCGUUAUUUUAUCUAGUACAGUUUGGGUUCUUUUUUCUUUUUUCAGGAGCUGGCAGAAUAAUCAUAUCUUGUGUUUUUAAUCUGAGCAAUAGGAAUCCUGUGCGCUUGCUCUCUCCUCUUGUAUCAGACACCUAUUUUUCUGAAGUGUAAAUCUCACUUUUCAGACAUUAACAUUCUUGCUUCCAAAAGAAGGAUUGUUAUGGAGAGAAAAGGGAAUGUUGGAAGUGCUGUCAGUCCUUUCUUGAUCAUUUCAAGUAUCAGCAAAACCAAGAUUGCCUGCUUUUGUCUGUGUCUUAGAUAAAGGCUGCUGGUUUUCUCUGCCCUAAAAUGAAGAAAACAGGCUUUAAUUGAUCCUUGAUUUGGACCAUUUAUCUAAAAUGAAGAUCACCUUUCAGGGUUUUUUGGGUUUUUUUUCUCUUCACUCUCGUGUAAAGAUUUCUUCAUCGGAAUGGAUUUCAGUGAGAAGCAGAUUUCAUACAGAAAGAGGACUAUCCCUCUCCAUUGCCUGGGGUGAUGGAUCUGCGUGUAGCUGUCUUGUUUUGUAAGUAUGUGCUUUGCUCAAGGUGUAAAGGGAGCAAGAAGAGUUUUUGGACUGCUGGCUUGGGUCCACUAAAUGGUGUUGGAGGAGGACAGAAAAACAGAGUAGACACUGAGGAUGGAGUAAUUCUAUAAAAGAGAGAUGAUUAAGUGUGCUAACAGAUACUGGGACAGAUCUUGACCCCGUGUGUGGUACAGGCCCUUCACGCCAGCCUCCUCAGGCCUCCUCAUGCCACUUUCAGAGGUUGGCUGCAUUCAAGAGAAGCUUGAGGCCUGUGUGUAUGUUUGUGGUCACAUAAGUAUAUGCAAAUACAGACAUCCUUGCUCAAAAAAGUGAAGUCUUCCAACUCUGGAAGAAAGUGGUGAGAUCAAAGGCUGAUUUGUGUUCCUCAGUAUUUUGUGGUCUGACCAUGGGAGAUGGUUACUGAUACUGGUUCAGUGUUGGAGAUAGGGAUGAGGCAGAUACACACAGUAAGAUCAAAAGAGAUUAAAAAAGGGGUGUCCUUGUGUGUCUGUGUGCACAGGGGAGAUGGCACACAUCUCUAACACUGUUGUAUGGGCUGGUGAAAGUGAAGAGAAGGCAUAUCAAAGGAAAAGGAGAAACAAAAGAGGAGGGGGAGGAAUCCUGUCAGACUGAGCGUGAGAACCGAGGACGCUUGACACUGCAUGGGAGCAAGCUCCCAGGACUCCACGUGAACUCCCCGUGUGGUGCUGUGUAGCCAGCAUAGCAGAGGCCAGCCGCUGCUCUUCCACCACCACUGCCUUCCUGCCCACCCACAGCGCCAUCACAGUGGCAGCAUGAGCGAGUGGGUGAACUCUUCUCUUGUGCUUAUGAGAAGCCCAUAAAGGCUCUGUCCCCCAAAUCCGAGAUGGGCAAGCUGCAUUUGUCCUUCAAUCACGCCCCUGUGACAACGUUUCUUCUUUACAGGCUUGGGCUUGUUUUCCUGCCAACACUGUGAAACCACUAGAAAAGCAGGACUAGCGGAAAGCUGCACAGAGCAAUAAAGUGUUUAGUCUAGGCAGCAGCAGCUUCUUAUUUUUUCCUCAAAGUGACAUUUUCCCUGUCCUCUCCCCCCGCUCCAAACAACUCUGAGAAGGGGCUGGUCAAUGAAGCUGCGAAGAGGGGUUUUUGUUAUUGUGGCUGUAAAGACAGCUCCCACUGUGUUAGAGGAGAGAUUGCUGAAAACAGGAGAAUGGUCAAUCCCAUUUCCUUUCUUUAAUAAAAAAGCAGUAUAGAGCAGACACAAAAAAUUGCUUUGUUGUGUAAAGGGGACAGUUCGCCACUUACAAAAGGAAUAAUAUGUUGUGGGUGCAAGUGAUAGCAUAGUCUUGGAUGACCCGGGAGGCCCUUCUAAUCUGUUGUCGUGCCAGAAACUCUGUGUGGUGAUCUAGUUUUCCUUCUGGAUUGUGUGCUGGCCAGGUGGUCCUUUCCUCAUGGAAGGUCUGUUGCAGUCUUUUUGCUACGCUGAUAAUGAACGCCUCCUCUCCCCUCAUCUAAAAUGCUCUGAAGUGUGUUUUGAGAAAGGUGUUUGGGUGGGUUUUUUUUAUUUUUUGUGUUCUUUGUCACUUAUGGUUGGCACCAAGUUAUGUACCAGCUCGCAGUCUCUCUUGCAGUGCUGUCUUAGUUUUGUGAUUCAAGGCAAUGACUUCUGAAAAGCUCUUUGCUGCUCACUAGCAUUGUGUGUACUCAGCCAGCACCUGCUAGUCAAAGAGAAAUUCUGAAAUGUCAGCAGCUUGUCAUCGUUAUAUCUGGGGCUGAUUGUCCACCUCUAUAUGUGUGUAUUUCCUGCUUGAGUAGAUUGUGUAUCUCAAUAUCUUGAAGCUGUUUGUUGGGGUUUUUUUUCCCGUUUCCUCAGGAAUAGCUAGAGUUUUGUGCUAUAGAACUUCUUUAUAACCUGGUUUCUAAUAGGAAGGGAUCAAAAGUUUGUGUGUUUACUACUAGCUCUUCUAUUGCUGUAGAAUAUUAUUCUUGCCCUAUAUUUUUAAACUACAACUUUCAAAACUAUGGAGUGCAAAUUGAAGCCUUUGUUCAAGUUACGGUUCAGAUAUAUGACAGUGGAAGAAUGGAUACUCUGUAACUGGAAGACUGUAUAGGUAUUCUGGAUAUGGCAAUAACAGCCAUAUGCAAAAUUACACUUAACGAGCACCUCUCUGCCGACCGAUACAUGCCAAACCUUUAUACAAACUGAUGACCACUGAAAAAAAAUCUGACAGCAAUAAUGUAUUCCACUCCUCUCUCUCCUCUUCCCUUCAAAAUUACU
This is a messenger RNA of Aptenodytes forsteri (emperor penguin), 5871 nucleotides long. RefSeq names its product claudin domain containing 1 (gene CLDND1). Bases 216 to 971 code for a protein of 251 amino acids. NCBI's taxonomy places the organism in Eukaryota, Metazoa, Chordata, Aves, Sphenisciformes, Spheniscidae. Gene Ontology annotation, cellular component: membrane. The record is from RefSeq and is a predicted model, not a curated record. The transcript is spliced from 6 exons.